UAGAAGAAGAAGAAGAAGAACAGGAAGCAGGAAGCAGCGCCGGUCAGAGCGGCUGUUUGACGGAGAGCAAACAGCGUUUCUGACGGAGUUUGUGGAGGAAAAGUUGGCGUCAUUGUGUGAAAAUGUGUAAAGUCCAGAUGCUGAGAGCGCUGGUGAAGCAGCGACUAACUGCGGCUGCUGAGGAGAUAUUUGGGCUGUUUGAAAGGACGAUAGCAGAGUACGAGGAGGAGCUUCGUCGUUCAAAAGAGGAGAACGAGCGACAGCGGGAGCUGCUGGCCGCUGUUUUCCAGCCUCAGCUUCGGCUGCACAGAGCAGACGUCCAGCAGCUGUCGCUGAGUAGAGAAGAGGUUCCCCCUGAGCAGCAGGACUGGAGCCCCAGUCUGGACCAGGACCCAGAGCCCCCACACAUUAAAGAGGAGCAGGAGGAGCUCUGGAUCAGUCAGGAGGGAGAGCAGCUUCGAGGGCUGGAGGAGGCCGAUAUCACCAAGUUCCCAUUCAGUCCUGUCCCUGUGAAGAGUGAAGAAGAUGAAGAGAAACCUCAGUCCUCACAGCUUCAUCAAAGCCAAAGAGAGGACUGUGGAGGACCAGGACCAGCCAGGAACUCAGAACCAGAUACACAUUUACAACCUGACACUGAUGACAAGACUGAAGACUCUUCUGAACCUGAGACUGAAGACAGCGAUGAUGAUGGGAAGGAGACCAGAGAACCUCAGUCAGGUUUAAACUUUAAAAAUGAUGAAGUCUCUAAAAGUGGUAUGACAUGUAGUACUGAUGUGAAACCAUUCAGCUGUUCUGAGUGUGGGAAAAGAUUUAGUUGCAAGGGACAUCUGAAGAGACACAUUAGAACUCACACAGGAGGGAAACCAUUUAGUUGCUUAGUUUGCGGUAGAGGAUUUGCGCAAGGACGUUAUUUGAGUCAACACAUGGCGGUUCACUCAGUGGAGAAAAGAUUCAGCUGCAGUGUUUGUGACAAACGAUUCACUUGGGGUUAUCAACUCAAAAGACACAGAUGUGUUGGUCCUCAGUCCUCACAGCUUCAUCAAAACCAAACUGAACAGAUGGAAACAGAAGCUGAUGGAGAGGACUGUGGAGGUCCAGGACCAGCAAGGAACUCUGAUCCAGAUACACAUUUACAACCUGAUACUGAUGACAAGACUUCAGACUCUUCUGAACCUGAGACUGAAGACAGCGAAGAGACCAGAGAACCUCAGUCUAGUUUAAACUCUUUAAAAAAUACGGAAAUCCCUGUAAGUGAUGCGGGAUGUAAUACUGACAAGAAAUCAGUCAGUUGCUCUGUGUGUGGUAAAACAGUUGUCCGCAAGAGAAAUCUGAAGAUACAUAUGAGAGUUCACACAGGAGAGAAACCAUACAGUUGCUCAGUUUGUGGUAAAAAAUUUACCCAGAACACACACUUACAUUGUCACAUGAAACAUCAUACAGGGGAGAAACCAUUCAGUUGCUCAGUCUGUGGUAAAACAUUUGCUCGCCGCGACUUUGUCAAAACUCACAUGAGAUUGCAUACAGGAGAAAAGCCUUUCAGCUGUUCACAAUGUACAAAACAUUUUACACUGAAAAUAGAUGCUGUGAAACACAUGAGAACUCAUACAGGGGAGAAACCAUUCAAUUGCUCAGUUUGUGGUAAAACAUUUACCCAGAACUCGCACUUAAAUCGUCACAAGAAACAUCAUACAGGGGAGAAACCAUUCAGUUGCUCAGUCUGUGGUAAAACAUUUACCCAGAACUCAAGCUUAAACCGUCACAAGAAACAUCAUACAGGAUAGAGAAACCAUUCUGUUGCUCAGUCAGUGGUAAAAGAACUGCUUGCCGCAACUUCCUAAAAAGUCACAUGAGAUGGCAUACAGGAGAAAAGCCUCAGCUGUUCACAAUGUACAAAAUGUGUCUGCAAAGACUCAAAAUGACUUGUACAGGAAAGAAACCAUUCAGUUGCUCAGUUUGCAGUGAAACAUUUCCUGAGUGCUACCUUGAGACCAGGGUCCGAAAUUAACACCCGCCAAGCGCCAAAUACGUCAUUAUCCCAAUGAAAUGUACUUGAACCAACGUAUAUGUGACACAAGAAGGCAAUUUAUUGUUUUGACCCGUUAAAAAUUAUGCUUGGCUGCUGGAUUUUUUUCAUCUACCAGUCCCAUUGGCCGGUGAGUCAAAAAGUAUUUCGGACACAGCUUGUGACUGAACACAUGCGACGUCGGAAAGGCUUUUUAGCUGUUGAGUUUAUUUGAAACAUAAACAACAGCAGCUUUUGGUGCUGUUGUUCCCAGGGAAGUUUUUAAAAAGAUUAGUGGUAUUGAUUUUCUUUUAUGUUGUGACUUUUUUUUUCUUCAAAAAUUAUCUGUAAAAUUAUCUUUGAUUCAUUCACAAGAAUUGUUUUAUUGGAAACUAUUGUCCAAGCACAAUGUUCCCAUCUGGUCUGUCACCCAUUUAUUAGAUGAAUCUGGCAACAUCUUAACUUUUGAGAUGUUCUGUAUGAAAUUCAACUUCCAGUGCAAUAGUAAACAAUAUGAUAAGGUUAUUAAAAGCAUAUCAACUUCUUUUAUUUUGAUGGCUAAAAAUGCACUACCUCAUAUGGUUGCCCCUCCCCCCCGCUGAUAUCCUUCAAAAGAAGUCGUUCAACUUUGAUCACACUAGCUGUAUAUCCGUUAUGAAGAAAUAGAAACUACGGACCACUUAUUUUUCUUCUGUCUUUAUAGAAAUACUUUCUGGUGCGAUAUGUAUGAUUGGCUGGAAUCCAAAAUAUUUUCUCUCGCCCAUUUCACCAGAAAUUAUUUUACAUUUGGAAUCAUAAUGGAGGAUAAGAAAACUGAAAUUUCUCCUGAACACUUUGUUUUAGGUAAAUUUGUUAUCCAUAAAUGUAGGUGGUUGGUGGUUUUUAUGAAAGAGCUGGAACUGUACUACAGAUCACUGAAGUGUAUGGGGGGGAAAUCAAGCAGCUAAAAAACUGCUUAAUAUUGUUGAUGCCUUGGAAUUAUUUGAAGAGACCACUUAGCUAUUUUAUUGUAUUUUUGUUGUUGUCAUUUAUGAGGAUGUGGGUCUGUUUGCAUCGUGUGCUCCCCUAUCUAAAAAGGCCACGACUGAUUGUGUAUCACUUGCCAUAAAAUUUCUACUUCAAUGCGAGAGAGAGAGAUCUCGCACAGGUGAGGCAGGACGUUUGUACAUCUGUUCUUCUGAACAACAUAAUAAAAAUGAAGCCAACUUGUGGAAGGAAUUCUGCUCUUGAUUUUGUUUGAAGUGCUCAUUAAGUUGGGAGUCUUACUAAUCAAAUGUAAAGUAUAUAAUUGGAGGCAAAGUAUGUUGCCUCUGUAAUGUCUUUUUUUAUGUCAAUAAACAUUACCGACCCCUUGUAAUGUUA
Messenger RNA from Siniperca chuatsi (mandarin fish), 3364 nucleotides. RefSeq names its product gastrula zinc finger protein XlCGF57.1-like. Gene Ontology annotation, cellular component: nucleus. Gene Ontology annotation, molecular function: DNA-binding transcription activator activity, RNA polymerase II-specific; RNA polymerase II cis-regulatory region sequence-specific DNA binding. Bases 123 to 1781 code for a protein of 552 amino acids. The record is from RefSeq and is a predicted model, not a curated record. The transcript has 2 exons. Gene Ontology annotation, biological process: regulation of transcription by RNA polymerase II. NCBI's taxonomy places the organism in Eukaryota, Metazoa, Chordata, Actinopteri, Centrarchiformes, Sinipercidae.